AUGUCGAUGUCUAUGAGCAAUAUUUUGACUGUCCGUAGUCAAGAUGGUAGAAUUUAUGACUUGAUUCAGGUAACUGGAGGCUCCAGUGGAAUUGGAAAAUGUAUUGCUAUUGAAUGUUACAAGCAAGGUGCUUUCAUAACACUGAUUGCAAGGGAUGAGAACAAGCUGUUGCAGACAAAGAAGGAAAUAGAAAAGUACUCUGUUAAUGACAAGCAGGUUGUACUAUGUAUUUCUGUUGAUGUAUCCAAAGACUACGAACAGGUGGAGAAUGUUCUAAAACAGGCUCAGGAGAAGCUGGGGCCAGUUGACAUGCUUGUGAACUGUGCAGGAACAUCAGUUACAGGAAAAUUUGAGGAUAUUGAAGUGAAUUCUUUUGAAAGAUUAAUGGCAGUCAAUUAUCUGGGUAGUGUUUACCCGAGUCGAGCAGUAAUUGCUACCAUGAAGGAACGAAGAAUGGGAAGGAUUGUGUUUGUAUCAUCUCAGGCUGGGCAGUUAGGCCUAUUUGGUUAUACAGCUUAUUCUCCAACGAAGUUUGCUCUUCGAGGGUUGGCUGAAGCCCUGCAAAUGGAGGUAAAACCAUAUAAUAUCUACGUAACGGUGGCCUAUCCUCCAGAUACUGACACACCUGGCUUUGCAGAAGAAAGUAAA
This is a messenger RNA of Fulmarus glacialis (Northern fulmar), 648 nucleotides long. It is a transcript of the gene KDSR, whose product is annotated as 3-ketodihydrosphingosine reductase. Gene Ontology annotation, molecular function: 3-dehydrosphinganine reductase activity. Gene Ontology annotation, biological process: sphingolipid biosynthetic process. The annotation marks the transcript as partial. Lineage: Eukaryota; Metazoa; Chordata; Aves; Procellariiformes; Procellariidae. Gene Ontology annotation, cellular component: endoplasmic reticulum membrane. The record is from RefSeq and is a predicted model, not a curated record. The transcript has 8 exons.